AUGGCUCACGAUGCCGGCGACAGCGGCUGCGAACUCCCGCCGCCCGCGAAGAAGAAGUCGCCCUCCGAGGAGGAGGCCGAGAAGAGGAGGAAGAAGCUUACACCUGGGAGCUUGAUGAAGGGCAUCAUACGGUCUGGGAGCGGUGAUGCCACCCCUGCAGAGGGCGAUCAGGUUAUACUUCAUUGCACUACUCGGACGAUGGAUGGUAUUAUUGUCAAUUCUACAAGAAGGGAGCACGGAGGUAAAGGAAUCCCACUCAGAUUUGUCUUAGGGAAGAGCAAGAUGAUCCUAGGAUUUGCUGAAGGCUUCCCAACAAUGCUGAAGGGUGAAAUUGCUAUGUUCAAAAUGCAGCCUAAAAUUCACUACGCUGAGGAUGAUUGUCCGGUUGCAGCUCCAGAUGGCUUUCCGAAAGAUGAUGAACUUCAAUUUGAGAUUGAAAUGUUGGAUUUCUUUAAAGCGAAGGUUGUGGCAGAGGAUUUAGGGGUUGUAAAGAAGAUAGUUGAAGAAGGCAAGGGAUGGGAAACACCUAGAGAGCCAUAUGAAAUAACAGCACGGAUGACUGCAAGAACAGCAGAUGGAAAAGAAAUUAUUCCGAGUAAAGAAGAGGCAUAUUUCUUUACUAUUGGUAAAUCUGAGGUACCUAAAGGGCUUGAGAUGGGCAUUGGAACAAUGGCACGCAAGGAAAAGGCAAUUAUUUUUGUCAGCAGUGCAUAUUUGACAAAGUCCUCACUAAUGCCACAGCUUGAAGGCCUUGAAGAAGUUCAUUUUUACGUUGAACUGGUUCAGUUUAUCCAGGUGAGAGACAUGCUUGGUGAUGGUCGCCUAAUAAAACGACGUGUAGUUGAUGGAAAAGGUGAAUUUCCAAUGGACUGUCCUCUUCAUGAUAGCUUAUUAAGAGUGCAUUAUAAGGGCAUGCUCCUUGAUGAACCGAAGUCAGUGUUUUAUGAUACACGUGUCGAUAAUGAUGGUGAACCAUUGGAAUUCUGUUCCGGAGAAGGCUUGGUUCCAGAGGGAUUUGAAAUGUGUGUUCGGCUAAUGCUUCCUGGUGAAAAAUCUAUUGUCACCUGCCCACCAGAUUUUGCAUAUGAUAAGUUCCCAAGGCCAGCAAAUGUUCCUGAAGGAGCUCAUGUUCAGUGGGAAAUUGAACUACUUGGAUUCGAAAUGCCCAAGGAUUGGACUGGCUUAACUUUCGAAGAAAUCAUGGAUGAGGUGGACAAAAUAAAGAACACGGGUAACAGACUGUUUAAAGAAGGAAAGUUCGAACUUGCAAAGGCGAAAUAUGAUAAGGUGCUUAGGGAAUAUAACCACGUGCAUCCUCAUGAUGAUGAAGAAGGAAAAAUCUUUGCUAAUUCAAGAAGUUCCCUACAUCUAAAUGUAGCUUUUUGCUACCAGAAGAUGGGUGAAUACAGAAAAUCCAUUGAAACAUGCAAUAAGGUGCUGGACGCAAAUCCUGCGCAUGUGAAAGCUCUUUACCGCCGAGGAACGUCCUUCAUGUUACUUGGAGAAUUCGAUGAUGCAAGGAAUGAUUUUGAGAAGAUGAUUACCGUUGACAAGUCAUCAGAACCGGAUGCCACAGCUGCCCUCCUUAAACUUAAGCAGAAGGAACAGGAAGCUGAAAAGAGGGCGAGGAAGCAGUUCAAAGGACUCUUUGACAAGAAGCCGGGGGAGAUAUGCGAAGUUGGUGUGGAAUCAGAGGGCAGAAAGGACGCAGGUGGUGCAAAGGACGCAGGUGGUGCAAGAGGCUCUGAUGAUGCAACAAGUGCUGAUAGAGGUGCAAAUACAAUGGAUAGUCCGACCAGAGAACCAGAGUACGCCUUCGAGGAAGAGAGGCCUGGGCUUCUUGGCCGCUUGUGGCCCUCUGCGAGGAGGAUCUUCUCGUCUCUUGGCAUGAACAGGUGCACAAUACUCUGA
Molecule: messenger RNA, 1911 nt
Organism: Miscanthus lutarioriparius
Lineage: Eukaryota; Viridiplantae; Streptophyta; Magnoliopsida; Poales; Poaceae
Source: the annotation of a GenBank genome assembly